UUAAGCAGAGCCUUUCUUGGACCGAGCUUCUUGUGGCUAGGCUAGUUAGCUGCUGCUGCUGUGCACAUUGAGGUUGUUCUGAUCCACUGCCUUUUAAGUACUGCUGGUCCGGUCGUGCAGCGGCCCGUUUCAGAGACCUGCCGGCACCGUGCGGUUCUUCCUUCGGUCCAUGGUGUGAACUUUGCCGACCCCCGGAGGAGAGAAGGUGAAAGAUGACGCAGUUCUUACCCCCGAACCUGCUGGCCCUGUUCGCCCCGCGGGACCCGAUCCCGUUCCUGCCCCAGCUGGAGAAGCUGCCCCAUGAGAAGCACCACAACCAGCCGUACAGCGGCAUCGCUCCGUUCAUCAGGCACUUCGAGGAUCCCAGAGAUGCUCCUCCACCAACCAGAGCAGAAACCCGAGAGGAGCGUCUGGAGAGGAAGAGGCGAGAGAAGAUUGAGCGGAGGCAGGCGGUGGUGGAGACAGAACUCAAACUCUGGGACCCCCAUAAUGAUCCCAAUGCUCAAGGAGAUGCCUUCAAGACUCUGUUUGUUGCCCGAGUGAACUAUGAUACUACGGAGUCGAAGCUUCGCCGUGAGUUUGAGGUCUAUGGGCCCAUUAAACGGAUUUACAUAGUGUACAACAAGAGGACGGGGAAGCCUCGCGGCUAUGCUUUCAUUGAGUAUGAACAUGAGCGAGACAUGCACUCCGCCUACAAGCAUGCAGAUGGGAAGAAGAUCGAUGGGAGGAGAGUGUUGGUGGAUGUGGAACGAGGACGAACAGUCAAAGGAUGGCAUCCCCGCAGGCUGGGCGGUGGACUGGGAGGCACCAGGAGAGGCGGCGCUGAUGUCAACAUCAAGCACUCUGGUCGCGAUGAUGCAUCCCGGUACGAUGAGCGUCCGCUGGGCGGCGAUCGAGAACGUGGAGACCGGAGGGAGCGCAGCCGGGAACGCGACCGGGACAAGGACCGGGAGCGCCGGAGGUCCAGAUCCCGCGAACGCCGCCGCCGCACUCGGUCACGUGAGCGAGAGAGGGAGAGGGACAGGCAGGUGGGAGCAGGAGAGGACGGCGGCAGCGGAGGAGGUGGAGGAGGAGGCAACCGGCGGAGGGAAAGAGAGAGGGAACGUGGAGGGGCAACGGGAGGAGACAGCAGGAGUAGGGAAAGGAGUCGAGACCGAAAGAGGAGGAGCAGGAGCAGAGAUCGUAAGAGGGACAGGGAGAGAGGAAAGGGGCUGGAUGGGGAGGAGCUGGGCCAGGCAGACGGAGCUCCGGAGGCGGAGAACAGGAUCCUGGAGGAGCACGAAGCAGAGGUAGGUGAGGGCCUAGAGGAGCGCAGGGACAGAGACCGGGACAGGGACAGGAGGAGGAGCCACAGGGACAGAGACCGGCGCCGAGGAGACCGCGACAGAGACCGCGAACACAAGAGGGAGCGUGGAGACAGAGACCGGGGGGAGCGCAGGGAGGAGCGCCACGGGGCCGGACGAGACGAGAUGGGGCCCCAGGACGAGCUGGGCCCCGAGGAGGACGGCGCUCCGCCGCAGAACAUGGAGGAGUACAGUCAGGACGGGAUGAUGAUGGACCAGCAGUCCGUCCCGUCCGCCGACUGCUACGCCUCCAGUGAGAACGGCUACAAGAUGGAGGCUCCAGGAGAUGAGUACUGAGGCGACUAAAUAAAUCCGUAGUUUGAUCGUGUUCGGGGCCUGACUGCCGAGGGAACGAUGUCUGGGCCUCCCUUUGGACCAGACAUCUAGCUAGCUUUCCUGUACGUCUGUUAAAUAUUCCAUUUGGUAUCAUUGCACGCGCAGUUGAUGCAUCUAACAGAUGGAUCUCACCCAGUAGGAGUUUCCCUGCAUCACCCAACUAAUCCGUACCACUAAAUGUGUUCAACCCUAGUCAUAGGUCUGGUUUUUUUUUUUACUUGGAAUGAACUUUAAAGGGGCUUUAUUUGGAGAUAGUAGGUUGUGUUGUCUUUUAUUUCCAGAUCUGUCAGCGGUUAGAUCGUACGUCUCUCGGACCCGGUUAUAAAUUCAUGUGAGACUGAAGGAAAUGAAGUGUUGACAGUUUAGAGCUGUUCUGUUAUUCAAUCUGGAGUAAUUUUUUAAUUCAAUCUGCUGUUUGUAUGUUAGACUGGCAGGGUCCUUUUAAUAAAGAUGUGAAAUCCAA
Messenger RNA from Amphiprion ocellaris (clown anemonefish), 2142 nucleotides. RefSeq names its product small nuclear ribonucleoprotein 70 (U1) (gene snrnp70). Gene Ontology annotation, cellular component: U2-type prespliceosome; U1 snRNP; precatalytic spliceosome. Gene Ontology annotation, molecular function: U1 snRNA binding; mRNA binding. Lineage: Eukaryota; Metazoa; Chordata; Actinopteri; Pomacentridae. Gene Ontology annotation, biological process: mRNA splicing, via spliceosome. The coding region runs from base 213 to 1640 and encodes 475 amino acids. The transcript has 10 exons. The record is from RefSeq and is a predicted model, not a curated record.